AUGACGUUCAAAGAGCAUGUGGGCUGUAUGGCGGACACUGACGAUGACUUGCGAUGUGUGAAACAACGUUUUCUUGGAUCCAGGAUGAUGUCUCGACCGGGUCCAUCGAAGAAGUCUCUCCCGAUGAUUGGAUGGAUUACGUCCGCUAUUUCCGCUGUGAAUCU
Paramuricea clavata is the source of this 164-nucleotide messenger RNA. The record is from the annotation of a GenBank genome assembly. Lineage: Eukaryota; Metazoa; Cnidaria; Anthozoa; Malacalcyonacea; Plexauridae.